Molecule: messenger RNA, 2249 nt
Organism: Salmo salar (Atlantic salmon)
Lineage: Eukaryota; Metazoa; Chordata; Actinopteri; Salmoniformes; Salmonidae
Product: lymphocyte-specific protein tyrosine kinase
Biological process (GO): protein phosphorylation
Molecular function (GO): protein tyrosine kinase activity; ATP binding; protein binding
Source: RefSeq, a predicted model, not a curated record
AGAGGAGCCCAACGUUCCCUGUGAAACACACAGCUGCAUGGGUAGCACCUGUCAGAGCCACUGCAGAACAACCCUCAACCUUUCAACGACAGGAAGCCCUUUGGGUGGCUUUCUCUCCACUGAGGUCUCUUAGUCAUGGAUAAAUCUGCUCUGGCUGCAGACCAGUGACAUCGCUGACACCCUGUUGAAGAGCCUUAUAUUGGGCUUAAAGUUUAUUGAGGUAAAAUGGGAUGCAACUGUAGUUCAGAUUAUGAUGAUGACUGGGUAGAGAACCUAGACGAAGUGUGUGACAACUGCAACUGCCCGAUUCCCACCCAGUCGGCUAACCCGUACACAGAUCAACUGAUCCCCUACCCCUCUCAUCUCACGCCUCCCUCUUCCCCUCUACCAGAUAGCCUGGUGAUUGCCAUAUACAGCUAUGAACCAAACCACAAUGAUGACCUGGGCUUUGAGAAGGGAGACAAGCUGAAAAUCCUCAAUAAGGAUGACCCGGAGUGGUUCAUGGCAGAGUCUCUCAUCACAGGCCAGAAGGGCUUCAUCCCAUACAACUUUGUUGCCCCCCUGAACUCAAUGGAGAUGGAGACAUGGUUUUUCAAGAACCUCUCCAGAAACGAUGCCAUGAGGCUCCUGCUAGCUCCGGGGAAUACACAGGGCUCCUUCAUGGUCAGAGAGAGUGAGACAACUCAAGGCUCCUUCUCCUUAUCUGUCAGGGACUUGGAUCCCGACACUGGAGACACGGUCAAGCACUACAGAAUCCGGAACUUGGAUACUGGUGGUUUCUACAUCACCGCAAAGAUAUCCUUCAACUCCCUGAAAGAGCUGGUCCAGCAUCACUCACGUGAGGCGGACGGUCUGUGCACCCGGCUGAUGAAGCCGUGCCAGUCCCGCGUGCCCCAGAAACCCUGGUGGCAGGACGAAUGGGAGAUCCCCCGAGAGUCCCUCAAAAUGGAGCGCAGGCUCGGGGCUGGGCAGUUUGGAGAAGUCUGGAUGGGUCUGUACAACAACCACAGGCGGGUUGCCAUUAAAAACCUGAAAGUGGGCACCAUGUCCAUGGCUGCCUUCCUGGACGAGGCCAACCUGAUGAAGGAGCUGCAGCACCCGCGCCUGGUCCGCCUCUUCGCCGUGGUUACCCAGGAGCCCAUCUACAUCAUCACAGAGUUCAUGGAGAACGGCGCUCUGGUAGAUUUUCUCAAGUCGUCUGAGGGAUCCAACAUACCCAUCAACACCCUCAUAGAUAUGGCCUCUCAGGUGGCUGAAGGAAUGGCCUACAUUGAAGAGAUGAAUUACAUCCAUCGGGACCUGAGAGCAGCAAACAUCCUGGUGUCUGAUGAGCUCAUCUGUAAGAUCGCUGACUUUGGACUCGCAAGACUCAUUGAGGACAACGAGUACACAGCCAGAGAGGGUGCCAAAUUCCCCAUAAAAUGGACAGCACCUGAAGCUAUAAACUAUGGAACCUUUUCCAUCAAGUCAGAUGUGUGGUCGUUUGGGAUCCUCUUGACAGAGAUAGUGACGUAUGGCCGUAUCCCAUAUCCAGGAAUGAGUAACCCAGAGGUGAUCCAAAACCUGGAAAAAGGCUACCGGAUGCCCCGACCUGAGAACUGCCCUGAGGAUCUGUACAACAUCAUGAACCUGUGCUGGAAGGAGAGCCCAGAGAACCGGCCAACCUUUGAGUACCUGAGAAGCGUUCUGGAGGACUUCUUCACAGCCACAGAGGGGCAGUACCAGGAACAGCCAUAAGACAGACAGACAUGGUGAAAGGAGAGGUCAUUAAGGACAUUAACUCCAACUGUUAAGACACAGAGAGAUAUGGUCCCAGCUUAUAUGCUUUUGAUACUGUCUGUCUGAGAACCAUACCUGAUCUACUUUCAAUACACACCUACACAUUUGUAGGAUGUAAUUAAAGCAUUUAUAGUGUGACAUUUUUUUAAGCUCAAGGAAGAUACCACUGUACUUUUCUAUACUUUGCAUUCCGUUGUCAUUUCAUGUUUUUUGUUCGAUUUGUACUGUUUAGAUUUUUCUAUAUUCUAUUUGUAUAUUUUUUCUAUGCGUUUGAAGACUAUAAAUCCAUGGAUGAUGAUGCCCUUACAAAAAACACAAACGUUAGACCUACUCUGUUCAUGUAUCCGUUGAUGCCAUUGAUACUUCUUCCUACCCGAAAUGCAUAUGAGAUGUCGAUGAUGAUCAUGCAAUAAAAAGUUAUGUAAAACAUAGAAAAGACUGUAAACAAAUAUGUGGUAAAAGUUUUUUUU